GAAUAAUUAAAAACUUAUUUCUUUUUUUAUCGUUACUAAUAUAGCUUCCAAAUAACCAGUUCAUAUUGUAGAUACCGUUACUUUCUUUUUCCUUUCGUAAAUUCAUACUUUAACAAUCAAACAAAUGCUGGAUGAUGAAAUUUUACAAACCCGAAAAACCAAUCGUCAACAGUCUACACCUGACUUGAUGAUUAUGCAAAAGCCAAAUGAUGAAGAUAGUAAUAAUGUUAACCAUGCAGAUACGACAGCUAUCAACGCUAUUGAUGAGGAGUUUAAGAGCAAUCCAUGCACUCCGGAACCAACACCUAUGGUUGUGAAUAAUAGCGCCAAUCUAUCUUAUCAUCAUGCUGCAAUAGACGAUAGAAGCUUUUCCUGUACGGAAAGAACGUGUGAUACAGAUAGCAAUAAUAGUAAUGGCAGCAAUAGCACCAGUAGAAAAAUACUUCCAACAACUACAAUAUUUGCUGCUCCUAGAUUUGCCCGUCGACAGUCAGCACCUGCAAUAUCGUUCGAACCAAAAGCAUCACCUAUGACGGAAAGACACCUAAGGAAUCGAAAAGCUUUUUUCAGUGCAGUGAGAACUGCUUGGCUUUUACAACAACGGACUACCAGUCGAGGCGGUAUAGCGAAAAGGUAUAAAAGGGGGUUCUACAAUAGUAGAACACUCUGCAGAUCAGCGCUGCCUACUUGGAUCACAGCCAAACUCAGGACCCAAAAUAAUAAACCGGUGCUGGUAGUGAAGCAACGCGGCCAUUACCUUCACCAUCUUCGUCAUCAACGCUAUCAUGAACAACAUUCCUUCCAAUUCCAAUUUACAGAUAAAGAAAGAAUGAGCCUCAAUUCCUAUCCAUCUCAUCAGCAUCAACGUCAACAUCAACUUCUUCAUCUUCAUCAACGUCACCAUCAUUUUAUUCAAGAUACACUCGACAAAAUCAAAUUAACAUAUCCUCCAAUCACAGCCGAUGCAUUAUCCGAACUGUCUAUUCCCCAACUCUUCAAUAGCCUCCAGAUUCGACAUGACUUACUGAUCGACCCAAAUUUGACAUUUCGACCAAAUCUAACCGACGAUAAGCGACAGGAAGCCGAUAUGUACUGGCGUCAAUUUGAUCAACUUAUAAAAAGGAUAUUUCUCUUUUCGCCGGAUAGCAUUACCAUUACUCCUGAUGCUACUAUGUAUAACAGCGAUGACUUUUAUCAGCUUGUUUAUCUCAUUCGCAAUAUUGUUACAGAACUAGCAUUAAUAUUGAUCUCACUAAUAGCCCCUUUCCCAACUCAUCCAGACAUAAUCCACUUUGUAUGGCAUUGGCCACAAGAUAUUACCGAAUCAUCCAUCUUAUCUGUAUUCGAUCCCGAUCUAAUUCAACAACAGCUACUGAGAGGUUGCUUUGACAUUGAUUCCAAGUUCGAAUUCUUAUACAGAAUCCUCAGUCCUCUGUGUCCAGAUUAUGCAGAUAAAAUCCAUAAAAAGGCAAUUGAGGAAAAGGAAUAUGGAAAAGCGGUUGAACUCGUGUUUCUGACGUUAGAAACAAUAAAGCUGGAUUGUGCUAAUAAAGCCCUACAACAUUAUCGACCGUACCUAUUAGAUACUGGAACGAGCUUAGAGCUAAAAUUGUUUCUGACACAGAUGGAGCAAGGUGAAGUAGAUACUACGUCCGUGGUUGAUUGGCUGGCUGGCAGUUGGAGAGCUCUGGAGAAAGAUGCACCGUUUGUCAAAAUAUUUUACACAGGUGUACUUGAUCUAUUGACAAAUGAUUCGGAUACUUGUCACGCGCUCAAUAUUCCACUUCCCACCUUCCCAAUCACUUUCUCAUACGAUGAAAAGCGAUUCAAGCAACAGCUGCGUCACGAAUUUCAAAAUACGAUUGUGAUUGGAAUCUUAUUGAUGCCUUAUCGAUUACUCGCUGGUAAAAAAGCAACUUCUCGUGAUUUACACAAGCUGAAAACAUGUUUUUCAAAGUUGUUAAAGGAUGCGUCUUUAUCAAAUGGGCGAGUAUCAUGCUUUCAUCUGGCACUCCAAGGUUGUCUUAUGGCUAAACAAUCUCUGGGUCAUGAUGAGGACGUUACUGAACAGGCAAAAUAUUGGUCGAAUUGGAUAAAUCAGAAUCUAAAAAAUACCUCGGACAUAUACCGUAUCAUGUAUCAACGAAUUCGAUCUGUGUUACUCAAAGGUUUGCUACAACAUUCCUUCUCAGCAAGUGCAUCAAACAACAAUGAACACGCUACAAUGGGGUUGGAAGCGGAAAUAACAAAGCUGGGUCAAAAGUUGCUUUUGAUGACUGAUUACAAUCUACGAACUUUUUAUCCCAUAUACAGUCAUUUGGUAUCAACUGUUUGUCAUAAACUGAAUGAGGGUACAAUAUAAUAAAUUUGUAAAAAAGAUAUCUAAAACA
This is a messenger RNA of Mycotypha africana, 2390 nucleotides long. RefSeq names its product T-complex protein 11-domain-containing protein. NCBI's taxonomy places the organism in Eukaryota, Fungi, Mucoromycota, Mucoromycetes, Mucorales, Mycotyphaceae. The transcript has 3 exons. The record is from RefSeq and is a predicted model, not a curated record. Bases 125 to 2362 code for a protein of 745 amino acids.